AAAAGCAUCCACAGUCAAACGUUCAGCCCAGGUGCUCGUCAUUUACAUCUCUUAUCACUGCCAAAGUCGUGCAUCGACAACCAUGUCUCUGGCUCGACGAUCCAUAGCUGUCUACGAGAACACUCCAGAGGAGGGAUUUUUCGAGAGGGAAAAGGCGAAAUUGAUAGAUGAGAUUUCAUCGAGCUUUGAAGAGCUUAUGACUCAUACUAACGUGCUCAAUCGGAAGCAUGAGGAAGUCUAUGGUGUCGGAAAGGAGUUCAAGACGGUCGCAGAGCUUUGGGGAACGUUCAACGCCUUGAUAAGGAAACAGCAGGUGAGCUGGUCCGGGAUUCCAACAGCGCUCGACAAGUCACUGAUACGUCGUCAGAGCGAUCUUGCAGCGACUGCUGAUGUUGGUGUCCCGGGAACGGGAAGCGCAAACUUUGGGGCUAGUGUCAACCAACCCAUGAGAUGAAAUGGGCGACCAAUAGCGGUGGAGAAAGGGAGGAGCUCAAGUGUGGUCGUGCAUGGGAUAGAGGGACAGAUGCUC
This is a messenger RNA of Kockovaella imperatae, 529 nucleotides long. RefSeq names its product DASH complex subunit Dad1-domain-containing protein. The transcript is spliced from 3 exons. NCBI's taxonomy places the organism in Eukaryota, Fungi, Basidiomycota, Tremellomycetes, Tremellales, Cuniculitremaceae. The coding region runs from base 83 to 454 and encodes 123 amino acids. Gene Ontology annotation, cellular component: mitotic spindle pole body; spindle microtubule; DASH complex. The record is from RefSeq and is a predicted model, not a curated record.